AUGUGGGGGAGUGAAACGGAGGACACUCAGGCGAUUACUGGGGCAGCCAGAAACGGAUUCUUGAAUAUCGUUAAAUGGUUGCACGAGAACACAUCGGAAGGAUGCAGCUCUUUGGAUCUGGAUGGAGCUGCUGAGAAUAGUCAUCUUGACGUUAUGCAAUGGCUGCUGCACCACAAUCGAGUGUCCGGUUGCAGCAUGAAUGCGAUGGAGAAUGCGGCUGCUAAAGGGUAUUUGGACAUUGUGCAGUGA
Molecule: messenger RNA, 249 nt
Organism: Phytophthora nicotianae INRA-310
Lineage: Eukaryota; Oomycota; Peronosporomycetes; Peronosporales; Peronosporaceae
Exons: 1
Coding region: 1-249 (82 amino acids)
Molecular function (GO): protein binding
Source: RefSeq, a predicted model, not a curated record